Hydractinia symbiolongicarpus is the source of this 507-nucleotide messenger RNA. RefSeq lists its product as uncharacterized. The transcript has a single exon. The coding region runs from base 1 to 507 and encodes 168 amino acids. NCBI's taxonomy places the organism in Eukaryota, Metazoa, Cnidaria, Hydrozoa, Anthoathecata, Hydractiniidae. The record is from RefSeq and is a predicted model, not a curated record. Gene Ontology annotation, molecular function: calcium ion binding.
AUGGUCGAUGAUCACGUUAUUUUAGACGCAAGCGCUCCAGAAAUUGCUUUAAAAAGCCUUUUUUCGAAGUACGAUACAAACGGAGACGGGAAAUUGGAUAAACAAGAACUGUCUCGUUUAUUUAAGUACGACUUAGGUUUGUCACCAGCACAAACGGAAGUUUACCAAUAUAUUUUGGAUAAAGAUGGUGACAGUGUAGUGUCGUAUGAAGAAUUUCGCGAAUGGAUUCGAAGUAAAGAACAACUGCAAAAUAUCAAAAACGAAACGCGUUAUCAUUAUUUACAACAUGCUAUUGAAAUGUUCCAAACAUAUGAUGUGGAUGGAAAUUACUCUCUAGAUAGGAGCGAGUUGAAGCAACUACUUGUUGACUCUGGUGGUAAACUGGAAAAUAUUGAUAUUGCCAUGGAAGAUUUAGACCAAGAUAAAAACAAUAGAAUUUCAUUCCAGGAAUUUCUGAAAUGGUUGAAUUGGGCACCCCUUCAGAAUUUAUUUUCACCGAUGGAUUGA